Messenger RNA from Morchella sextelata, 1482 nucleotides. RefSeq lists its product as uncharacterized. Bases 1 to 1482 code for a protein of 493 amino acids. Lineage: Eukaryota; Fungi; Ascomycota; Pezizomycetes; Pezizales; Morchellaceae. The record is from RefSeq and is a predicted model, not a curated record. The transcript is spliced from 2 exons.
AUGUCUCAGCCUUACCCCCCUCUCCUGACACCUCCACAUUGCGCCACGCCGCCUCCACUACUAUCUUCCAGGGUCAAUGAGAAAAGCGACUUCAAUAUCUAUGACGAUAUUGAAUCAAAACCUCAUGUGUGGGAAGAGCCGGUUGUCGAGAAACCCGACUGGGAUGGCAAUACUAUGGGACGAUUCCUAGAGUUUCUCCAUACUGGGGACUACCGACAUCCUGAGCCGAGCUCUGGGCUAGAAACUAUUAUUCUAGAAAGCGAGGGCGUGCUAUUAGUGCACGCAAAACUAUACCUACUCGCACGUUAUAAGAAUCUUGCUGCAUUGCAAUCUUUAGCAGUGAGCCGGCUAAGAACAGCACUUGGGCUGAUUUCUAUAUCAGAAAGGACAGCCAAAAAAGUUAUAGAGCUACUGCAGUACAUCUACUCUCGUACAAGUCCCCAGGAGCCCGCGAGGGAGCUUGUGGUGGGAUAUGUAGCGGGGAACUUCAGAACGCUCAAGGCUGUGAGCGGCCGGGAGAUGAAGUUGCUGCUGUGUGGAGGCGGCGAUCUAGCGGUUGAGUUAAUGCACAAGAUGGUUACGAGACAAUUUGGGUCUGAAAACGGCUUUGGUGGGAACAUGGUUACUAUACUUGAGAGGGUUGAGAGGGGGGACAGAAGAAAUGAAGGUAUUGAAAGCGACUUGGGAGUGCUACAUGUUGAGGCAGUGCCGCGGUUGGAUGCUCUAAGCACUGAAGCCCUGGUAGUUGUAGUAGACAAGGGCAAAACUAGCGAAGAUCUUAAAGAUACGAUGUGUGAGUUGAAGGCCUGCCACAUGGUCAACAAGGAGCAAUCGGUCCCACAAAACGAGAUAGUGGAGGAGGGCGGUGGUGAUAUCGAAGAUAUAAGUGCAGCAGUGCAGGGUAGUUUCGCGGAAAGUUCCUUAGAAGAUAAGAAGGAAUUUGCUACCGUGACUGAAACGUUUGAGGCGAGUAGUAACGGUGCCAAAAACAUGGAGAGUGAGUUGAUGGGUGAUGAUCCAAACAUCAACGAAUGUUUGGAUCCAGUGGCUGUGGCUGAUGGGGCGAUUGGGGAUAUUCAAGAUGUUGAAGGCAGAGAGGGCGAGGAGGGCGAGGAGGGUGAGGAGGGCGAGGAGGGUGAGGAGGGUGAGGAGGGUGAGGAGGGUGGGGAGGGUGAGGAGGGCGAGGUUAUAGCUGGCCUUGAGGUUGGAAAGGAGGACUUGGUAACAGUACCUAUUGAUAGAGCUGAGGAGCCAAAGAAUACUGGAGGGAUUAAAGGUUCGGAGGAUGAAGUAGACCCCUCCGUCACGAAGACCCCGCAAACAGAUAUCCCCGGGGCCGUCGAUCAAUUAAAUAGAACUCAGAUACCUGUAGAACAAGAUGCGGUUAGGGGUGGCCGAGUAUUGAGUCGGAGGUUGUACAUUUCUUUACAGUCGUGGUUUGGUCUCCGGCCACCCGUGGAAGCAUCUUGGAGAUUGAGAUAG